Penicillium crustosum is the source of this 1806-nucleotide messenger RNA. Its product is annotated as VOC family protein. Lineage: Eukaryota; Fungi; Ascomycota; Eurotiomycetes; Eurotiales; Aspergillaceae. Bases 1 to 1806 code for a protein of 601 amino acids. The transcript has 2 exons. The record is from RefSeq and is a predicted model, not a curated record.
AUGCCCGUUUCGCAUAUCACCUUGACCGUCUCUCACCUCCCGACCUCUACCUCUUUCUUCUUAUCAUGUUUACAGCCAUUGGGAUACCAAUUCAUCGGUCGACAUGACGACUAUAUAGGGUUCGGGCAGAAGCAGGGGGAGCCUGCUGAUUUCUGGAUGACCGAGACUAAGCCUGGAUCUCCUCCUGGCGCAGUCCAUGUCGCCUUUCCAGCCCCGUCGAAAGACGCAGUCGGCUCGUUCUUCAUAAGUGCUCUAAAAGCGGGCGCGAAGAUCCACGGCGAACCCAAGAUGCGAGAUUCGCAGUCAGGGUACUUCAGUGCAGCCGUCAUCGACUUCGACGGCAACAGCAUUGAAGCCGUGUACCGGCCCAGCAGUGCCUCUGUCAUAUCAUCAGAGGCUAGCGGGCCGACAAUGGCUCUUAUAGAGAGUUCCAGCCGCUCUGUGGUCUCAAAGGCGAGCAGCAGAGCUAGCACCAUCAAGACAGAGAGCAUCGCACCUCCGAGGUCUGAGGUGUCUGAAGCUAGAUCUAUAGCAAGGUCUGAGGCGAGGUCCGAGGCACGAUCUGAGGCAAGAUCUGAAGCCCGAUCCGAGGCAAGGUCCGAAGCCCGAUCUGAGGCCAAGUCGCGUGCCAUUUCCAAGGCACCCACAACCUUUGAGCGGUCUGCACCAACAGUCGUCUCCCGCCAAUUCCAAGGCCCACCCCCACCAUCAUACACGGUGCAAGCACCCGCACCGCCCCAGAGCGAUGACGGUAGCAAGGCAGCCAAGACGAUCGUGGGCACGCUCAUUGGCGCCGCGGCGGGCGCAGCCAUCGCCUACGCAAUGGUCAAGGGUGACUCCCAGUCAACAAUCCAAGAACCCGAACAGCCAACGCAGUUCGUAAGCAGCUUCCCUCAAAUCAAAGCCGCGGCCCAAUCCUUCUUCGGCAACGACGACCAACAAUCCCAAUACCGUGCCAUCGAAGCACCCUCACCACCUCGCAGCUCUUACACAACAGCCUCAAACCCCCGCUCAACCCUCACGCGCAGCGUAACCUCCAAGAACCCUCGCGCCAGCACAGUCUACGAGGGGACCGAAUACAUGCACGACAACCCCCGCCGCGCCUCAGAAGGCAGCAUCUACAGUAUUCCCGAAGACACCCCGCUCCGGGCAAUCGAGUACCCACCAGCCAGCAACGCCUCGCAGCAACGCUACGCCUGUGCCCCGUCAACCUUCAUCAGCAGCUUCCACGACGAGAAGACCCGGGGUCCAAGCAGCGUGCACAGCUCCUCAACGAUCAAAGCCUCGCAAAGCACCCACCGACGCCACAGCCACGACGACCGCGACGGAUACGAGUCCGUCGUCUCGCAGCGUUCACAAAAGAGCCAGCAAAGCACACACUCCUACCGCGCGGCCUCAGUGCGCUCUUCCUCACACGCCGGCAAAGACAACGCUAGCGUUGCAUCUUCCUCCCGCUCUGCACGCAAUAUCCCCCUCCCCGCUGGCUCAAACGCUACAUACUACUCCAGCCCAAGUAUCCACAGCAAGGAUGGCGGGAACUCGUAUUUGUCUGCGCGGAAUGUCCCACUCCCCGAGAGCGUGGUGGAUCUAGAUGUUGACUCGCAUGUUUCGCCUGAUGACUCGAUUAGCCAGGUUGGAUCGCGUACUCAUCGGCACCGCUCGCAUCGGUCUUCCAAGGGGUCUAGGGCUGAUGAUCAUGUGAGUCCGGCGGACUCGGUGAGUCAGGUUUCGAGGGCUAGUCAGAGGACUGCUAAGGCUGGGGAGGGGUCGAGGGCUGGGAGUCGACGGGGAAGUCAGGUUGCUUGA